Molecule: messenger RNA, 936 nt
Organism: Blumeria graminis f. sp. triticale
Lineage: Eukaryota; Fungi; Ascomycota; Leotiomycetes; Helotiales; Erysiphaceae
Source: the annotation of a GenBank genome assembly
AUGACCCGCUUAUCAGCUAACAACAAUAAUUUGGUGUCGCUCACCGAGGUUAUCAAGACCGCACCACCACCAAGACGACCUUCAUUAGGCACUCUAUUGCGGCGUAGUAAGUCUAAUGAGCCCAAACCCAGAAAAAAAUCACAAGCUAUUAUACGUGGCCUUGAGCUUGAGCGACAGCGGCAGGAAGCCGCCUUGCACCAACAGCCGCCUUUAUUGCAACCGACCCUUCCGCUGUUGUACGAAGACCAGAAACCCAUUUCUCUAGCAUAUAACGAUGAUGACAGCUUUUCCUCGGCAACAUUUGUCUCAAGCGUAGCAUUUCCUUCAACAAUAUCAGGCGAGAGCGACCGUUUGGCAGUUAAUUCCAUAUCCUUUGCUUUACCAUCUCCUGAGGGCUUCGAUUCAUGCUCGCGUUCUGGUAGCGUUAUGCAUCGCGGUCGAAAUAGCUAUGCCAAUAGUGCCUUUGGCGGCGCGAAUAAGCGUCAGGUUCGGAAAAAAAGAGGCCCGACUCCCUUUAAUAUAUUAAUCAUUGGCGCGCAGUCAUCGGGAAAAACCUCGUUUGUCAAUUUUUUCAAAAAAUCCUUGAAGUCAUCCCAGGAAACCUCACAUUUAGCCACUCUUCAAGAUGACAUCUUUGCUUCUCCGCACCCCAAGUUUGGAAAUUUCGAGAGGCAUUAUGUCGAGACCAAUAUUGACGGAGAGAAUGUCGGAGUAACUCUUUGGGAUUCUGAAGGGUUAGAGAAGCAUGUAAUUGACUUUCAAUUACGCGAGAUCAUGUCAUUUCUGGAAAGUAAAUUUGAAGAGACAUUUGCCGAAGAAAAAAAGGUGACCGGGACAUCACCAAAUGGAAUGCAGCUCUCAGAAUUGAAAAGUGGCCGGGUGAAAGACAAAGUAAAUGCAUUCAAGGUAUUGCUGGUGGGCUUGAUGAAGAUCUAG